Gilbertella persicaria is the source of this 1421-nucleotide messenger RNA. RefSeq lists its product as uncharacterized. The record is from RefSeq and is a predicted model, not a curated record. Bases 56 to 1345 code for a protein of 429 amino acids. Gene Ontology annotation, molecular function: ubiquitin protein ligase binding; protein-macromolecule adaptor activity. The transcript has 4 exons. Gene Ontology annotation, biological process: ubiquitin-dependent endocytosis. Lineage: Eukaryota; Fungi; Mucoromycota; Mucoromycetes; Mucorales; Choanephoraceae. Gene Ontology annotation, cellular component: cytoplasm; cytosol; plasma membrane.
AAAAAAAAAAAAAAGCCAGUACAAUGCAUUUUUUUUUUCUCUUUUUCUUUACAAAAUGAACAUUCUACCUAAUCCUAUACAACUUGUUCAUAGUUCUGAUUUCCAUAUCAACUUGGAAACAAGUCACAUCAUACUACAUGGUAGCGUUGAUGAGUCUGCUGGUGUUAUCUUGAGAGGUUCUGUUGUUCUCAAUUGUCAGGAAACUACCAAAGUACGUUCUAUCUCACUUAAAUUUAUCGGGAAAGCCAAGGUUAACUGGACAGAAGGCCUUGGAUCUCACCAGCGCCAUUACAAAGAUGAAAAGACCAUCAUCAAGCACGAGUGGAGUUUUUUGAGACCCAAACACAAAAACUAUCAUUUACCCGAAGGCCAUUACAAAUGGGAUUUUGAACUUCCUUUACCCGGUGAUUUGCCUGAAACAGUCAACCAUGAACUUGGACAAGUUAGUUAUCGCCUAAAAGCUGUGGUAGAUAGACCCACUUUCUCUAUGAAUUACAAUGAUCGUCGAGAGAUCAAAGUUUCGCGUGUGUUACUACCUUCGUCAUUGGAAUUAUCACAAAUUGUUGUUAUUUCUAAUGUCUGGGUUGAUAAAUUAAGUUAUGAUAUCAGCAUCCCAAGUAAGGUGUUCAGUAUGGGCAGCAUUAUUCCAGUUACAUUUGCUUUACAGCCUAUUGCGCCAGAUUUACGGGUGCGCUCUGUCUCUUGUGUGUUAAAGGAAUACACAACAUUGUCUGCCGAAGAUCAUUCAAAAAUGGAAGGUAAAGUCAUUAAACACAUAAGAGACGAGGAAUUUUCAAGUGGGCAAGAUCCAUGGACAAAGACCGAGCUGGUACCAGUGCCUGAACUCUCUUCCCAUCUUGUCCAGACAGAUUCAGCAUGUGAUUUGAUAAAAAUUAAGCAUAAAUUAAAGUUUACGGUAUCAUUAACAAAUGCUGAUGGACAUAUUUCAGAGUUAAGAGCAGCAAUUCCAGUAGUGAUAGCAGAAGUCUCACCCGUAGAGGAUGAGAAUGUACUACCAGCUUAUGAAGAUGCAUGGAAAUCAGCACCUUAUGAUCCACAGCAAGUAGCAACACUCAUUGCUCGAGGUGAUCUUCCUCCUUCUAUUGCUAUUUCAGCGCCAAACGAAGCAGCCAUUGGAGUACAUACAUCAUCAUCCAAUUCAGAUACAGAGGAUGAGAAUGAAGCGCAUGGACAAGCAGUGGUAGAUCCAUUGCCUUGGGAAGGAAUUGAUUUAUCAAGAGUACCAUCUUACACAACAGCCAUUCGAUCCAAUAGACUUUAUAGUUUCUCUGGUUCAUUGCCUGGUUACGAUGCUGUGGUAGCUGUGCCUGGUAGAAGCAGUUGAGAGACUAUUUGCGUCAUCCUAUAUUAUAUACAUAGACAUUCCUGUAGACAUAAAAUUCAUUUAUAAAGAAGUUCCA